Messenger RNA from Gorilla gorilla gorilla (western lowland gorilla), 375 nucleotides. RefSeq names its product coiled-coil-helix-coiled-coil-helix domain-containing protein 2-like. The record is from RefSeq and is a predicted model, not a curated record. Gene Ontology annotation, molecular function: sequence-specific DNA binding. The transcript is spliced from 2 exons. Gene Ontology annotation, biological process: mitochondrion organization; positive regulation of transcription by RNA polymerase II. Gene Ontology annotation, cellular component: mitochondrion; nucleus. Lineage: Eukaryota; Metazoa; Chordata; Mammalia; Primates; Hominidae. Bases 1 to 375 code for a protein of 124 amino acids.
AUGCCAUGUGGAAGCCAGAGCCGCACCUCCCGCGUGGCCAUUCAGGCCAGCCGGGUAUCUCACAUGAGAACGGCACCCAGGCCAGCACCAGCAGCUCAGCUGCCAGCAGCGGCAUCCCCCUUUGCAGCUGGCCCUCCUGCUGCUGGGCCCAGGCAGCCGGGUCUGAUGGCCCGGAUAGCAACCACUGGAGCUGGCGUGGGGUACACACUGGGUCAUACCAUCACUGGGGGCUUCAAUGAAGGAAGUAAUGCUGAGCCUGCAAGUCCUGACAUCACCUACCAGGAGCCCCAGGGAACCCAGAUGCCACAGCGGCAGCAGCCUUGCUUGUAUGAGAUAAAACCGUUUUUGGAGUGUGCCCGGAACCGGGUGACAUAA